Messenger RNA from Guyanagaster necrorhizus, 567 nucleotides. RefSeq lists its product as uncharacterized. The coding region runs from base 1 to 567 and encodes 188 amino acids. The transcript has 4 exons. The record is from RefSeq and is a predicted model, not a curated record. NCBI's taxonomy places the organism in Eukaryota, Fungi, Basidiomycota, Agaricomycetes, Agaricales, Physalacriaceae.
AUGCAGCAUCGUGUCACCGUUGUUGCGUUCCUGCUACUACACCUAGUCUUAGCAGCCCUACCAUACGACGACCAGCGAAUUCAUUACGCCGUUCUUGUCCUGAAGGAGCUCUUUUUGUGGGCCCUCCCGUCCACCGCUAUAGAAGUCCUUGAUCGCGAGAUCGAAGGAGCUCAUAGAGACCUUCUCGAGGCUGUAGAGGCGAGGCGGCUGGGGAGGAACCCCUCAAAAACUUUGCGGGAUAUAUUUUAUAGGUUGGAAGAUUCGUUCGGUGUUUUGCAAGAACAGACCAGACUGUCGAGUAGGUACCCAUGGACCGACUUUUGGGCGAUGUUACGUGGUAGAUUCAUCCCAAUCUAUAUGUGCUUAUGGGAAGUCAAGGAUUUCAGGCGGCAGAUUGUGAGCUUGUCGCGCGAUCGUGAGCAAUCUCCCUCUCAUUUUCUUCCUCCAUCUCUCCGUUUCCUUUUAUCGGACUCCUUCGUGGGCAUCGCGUUAUUUACUUCGUUCGGGGGAUCAGUGCCGAGGAGGGACUGCUAUCUCCGGACUCAUUGCUUCAUCCCCAACCUAUGA